Molecule: messenger RNA, 1700 nt
Organism: Lecanosticta acicola
Lineage: Eukaryota; Fungi; Ascomycota; Dothideomycetes; Mycosphaerellales; Mycosphaerellaceae
Source: the annotation of a GenBank genome assembly
AUGGGCGACUCUAUGCUGCACCAGGAAUACGGAAAGACCAGGGCGCAAUGGCUGGCCUCGCUCGACACCGAGUACAAGCCACCGACCCAGUUCCGCCGCACGAGCAUCAUCUGCACAAUCGGUAUGUUGGAGCGGUCGGGAAUCAACGCAAUGCGGGAACAGAGCUGACAGUACUCAACGCAGGCCCCAAGACCAACUCGGCGGAGAAGAUCAACAUGUUGAGAAGUGCCGGUCUCAAUGUCGUCCGCAUGAACUUCUCCCACGGUAGCUACGAGUACCACCAGUCCGUAAUCGACAACGCACGCAAGGCCGAAGCGACACAGCCAGGCCGCCCAGUUGCCAUUGCUCUCGAUACCAAGGGCCCUGAGAUCCGAACGGGUAACACCCCUGGCGACGAGGACAUUCCCAUCUCCGCCGGCUCGGAGAUCAACAUCACCACCGACGACAAGUAUGCCACCGCCAGUGACAACAAGAACAUGUACGUCGACUACAAGAACAUCACAAAGGUCAUUGAGGCGGGACGCACCAUCUACGUCGAUGAUGGUGUGCUGGCCUUUGAGGUGGUCGAGGUCACAGAUGACAAGAACAUCAAGUGCAAGGCUAUCAACAACGGCAAGAUCAGCAGCAAGAAGGGUGUCAACUUGCCCAAGACUGAUGUCGAUCUUCCUGCUCUCUCGGAGAAGGACAAGGCAGACUUGAGAUUUGGUGUCAAGAACAACGUGGACAUGGUCUUUGCCUCGUUCAUCCGUCGUGCUGAGGACAUCACCGCCAUUCGAGAGGUGCUCGGCGAAGAUGGCAAGGACAUCCAGAUCAUUGCCAAGAUUGAGAACCAGCAGGGUGUGAACAACUUCGACGAGAUCCUCAAGGUUACCGACGGUGUCAUGGUUGCCCGUGGUGAUUUGGGUAUUGAGAUUCCACCAGCUCAGGUCUUCAUUGCUCAGAAGAUGAUGAUCACCAAGUGCAACAUCGCUGGAAAGCCAGUCAUCUGCGCUACCCAGAUGCUCGAGAGCAUGACUUACAACCCUCGCCCCACCCGUGCCGAAGUCAGCGAUGUGGGUAACGCUGUCCUGGACGGUGCCGAUUGCGUUAUGCUUUCUGGUGAGACGGCCAAGGGCAACUACCCCAAGGAGUCCGUGACGAUGAUGCACGACACUUGCUUGUUGGCCGAGGUCGCCAUUCCAUAUCUCAAUGCUUUUGAUGAGCUCAAGCGUCUCGCACCACGGCCAGUGCCCACCUCGGAGAGCUGCGCCAUGGCGGCUGUCUCUGCUUCUCUUGAGCAGAACGCAGGUGCCAUCCUGUGCUUGACCACGUCGUAAGUGCAUCCGUUCAAAUUCCAAGUUCAAUGAGCUAACAGUCGAUUACACAGAGGCCACACCGCCCGCCUGAUCUCCAAGUACCGCCCUGUCUGCCCUAUCAUCAUGGUCACCCGUAACGGCCGCGCCUCGAGAUAUUCUCACCUCUACCGUGGCGUAUACCCAUUCCACUACGACGUCGCCAAGCCCGACUUCAAGACCACUCCAUGGCAGGAGGAUGUUGAUAACCGUCUCAAGUGGGGCAUCAAGAACGCCAUUCUCCUGGGUGUGCUCAAGAAGGGCGACGCAGUUAUUUGCGUUCAGGGAUGGAGAGGUGGCAUGGGCCACACCAAUACCCUGCGUGUGGUGCCAGCUGAGGAUGAUCUCGGUCUGGAUCAGAACGCUUAG